AUGCUCAAAUUGGCUCCUGGCACUGGGAACCCCGCCAAUGGCGUCAAGGUGGCGUACGGCCGCGCGAACAACGUCAACAGCUUUGGGAUAUUCAACGCCGAUGCCAUCACCAAGACUUCGAAGCUGCAUAGAAAAUUCCAGACGCUGAGUUUCACGCUGCCUGCUGAUGGGUCCAAAGCACAACCAGUACAAGUGGCCGCUCUGGCCGCCGCAGGCAGCGCAAAUACUCCCGUCAGGUCGGAGCAAUCAUCUGAGCCCAGCAGCACUCAACAGUCUACAGAGAAGACAGAAAAACACUUCGGAAAUUCUGUCCCGGACGCCGGAAAAAGAUCCAUCGCUACCUGGAAAGCGACCGCGUCGGCUAUGGGAAAGACUUCCGCGAGCGUAACUGAACCUGGCUACGCAGAUGAUUACACACAGUCUUCCAGAGACCGUUCUCCAACCGGCGACGUUCCAUCCAAAGCCCUGCCUAUGGAGGCAACCGACCGCAGCGCGCCCACUGGAAAAGCAAACACGAAAAGAAACAUCGAAAGAAGCGACAAAUCUGACGGGACGUGUGCCGCGUCUUCGGAGGACGAUGUGGACAAGACUACUAAAAGCAGCGCAAGACUCUCAACAGAAGCAUCUACCUCAGACUCCGCAACAGGGCCGGCUCAUCAGCAAAGAAAUCCGUGAGGGGAUCUGCAGCCGUUUCCCAGAAAGGAUGCAAGGACUCGCACACAAAGGAGUGCGGUACAAGGAGCACCUUGACAACGACUGCUCCCAGUACAGCUUCCAAGUAGGGCUCGGCAGGCAAUAAGCUGUAGCCAGAGA
Messenger RNA from Dermacentor silvarum, 813 nucleotides. RefSeq lists its product as uncharacterized. NCBI's taxonomy places the organism in Eukaryota, Metazoa, Arthropoda, Arachnida, Ixodida, Ixodidae. The record is from RefSeq and is a predicted model, not a curated record. The transcript has 3 exons. The coding region runs from base 1 to 675 and encodes 224 amino acids.